Molecule: messenger RNA, 522 nt
Organism: Grus americana (Whooping crane)
Lineage: Eukaryota; Metazoa; Chordata; Aves; Gruiformes; Gruidae
Source: the annotation of a RefSeq genome assembly
AUGACUUAUUUUAUGCUUUUUAUAGGGGUAUGCUUUGUAUUGGGGGGGCUGGCGGUUGCAUCUAAUCCCUCACCGUACUAUGGGGUGGUUGGGUUGGUGUUGGCAUCUGUUGUAGGGUGUGGGUGAUUGUUGAGUUUGGGGGUCUCUUUUGUGUCUUUAGUGUUAUUUAUGGUGUAUUUAGGGGGAAUGUUGGUGGUCUUUGUGUAUUCUGUGUCUUUGGCAGCGGAUCCGUAUCCAGAGGCUUGGGGGGAUUGGCGUGUUGUAGGGUAUAUUGUGGGGCUUGUUUUGGUGCUUGUUAUGGGGGUGGUUGUUGGGGGGGUUGUUGAAUGUUGAAAUUUUGGGGUGGUUACUGUGGAUAGUGGGGGUAUUCUUUCGGUCCGGUUGGAUUUUAGUGGUGUGGCUAUGUUUUAUUCGCGGGGGGUGGGAUUGUUUUUGAUGGCGGGGUGAGGUUUGUUGUUGACUUUGUUUGUAGUGUUGGAGCUUGUACGAGGGUUGUCUCGUGGAGCAAUUCGGGCAGUUUAG